Messenger RNA from Pseudozyma hubeiensis SY62, 1059 nucleotides. RefSeq names its product golgi reassembly-stacking protein. Lineage: Eukaryota; Fungi; Basidiomycota; Ustilaginomycetes; Ustilaginales; Ustilaginaceae. The transcript has a single exon. Gene Ontology annotation, biological process: Golgi organization. Gene Ontology annotation, molecular function: protein binding. Bases 1 to 1059 code for a protein of 352 amino acids. Gene Ontology annotation, cellular component: Golgi apparatus. The record is from RefSeq and is a predicted model, not a curated record.
AUGGGAGCUUCGGAAUCAAAGCUCCGUGUCGACGACUCGAGUGAAGCGCCACGGCAGGGGUAUCAUGUCGUGCGCGUCGCAGCAGGCUCGCCCGCUCAUCUUGCCGGCAUCGAGCCCUUCUUCGACUUUUGCGUCGGCAUUGACGGCGUAGCACUCGAUCCGACAAAAGACGUCGAUGGCGCCAGAGACGCUACCGGCUUAGGUGCUUGGAAGAGCUUGGAAGAGCGCGAAGGAACACAAGUCGUUCUUAACGUGUGGAACUCGAAACGACAGCAGCUUCGUCAAGUCAGCCUCGUGCCGUCGCGUCAGUGGUCAUCUCAACCCUCCACCAGCAGCAUCAAUGGCACCAGCUCACCGGCAACGUCCCAACCAUCCCUUCUAGGGCUAUCGUUGCGACUAUGCAAUCCGUCGCAGGCGCUUUCGCACGUCUGGCACAUCCUGGAGAUCCUGGAAGGCUCGCCUGCCGAAUCUGCUGGCCUCGUGCCCUUUGGAGACUUUGUCAUUGGCUGGCCAGGCGGGGUCUUGCAAGCAGAAGGCGACUUCUACGAGCUGGUCGAGGCACACACGGAUCGUGCAUUGCGGCUCUACGUGUACAAUUCGGACUACGACCACACGCGAGAGGUCAUCAUCGUUCCCAAUCGCGAGUGGGGCGGAGAGGGUCUGCUAGGUUGUGGCGUCGGAUACGGUUUGCUGCAUCGCAUUCCAAAACCCCAAGAUCUGCCCAAGGUUCCACCAGAGAUGUCCUCGCAUGAAGAGAACGACCAAGCGUUACCGGAGGAUCAGAUGAAGACACCACGUAUCGGCGGACCUCCCUCCGUGUUCGCGACACCAGCAGGUACCUCGCGCUUCGACGAGGAUGAGUUCAGCACGCCGAUCGCCAACACAAGAUCAUCCGCAUCGAACGGCAUGCAAGGUCGACAACUCUACACCAGCAGUCACGUUCGAGACGACGACGAGGAAGAGCAAGACGAUUACCAAGCCAAUCGUUCCGGCGUCACGGUCAGCAUGCGGCGAGAAGAAGACGAUGAAGAGCAAGAUGACGUUGCAGACUUGGCGUAG